Molecule: messenger RNA, 315 nt
Organism: Effrenium voratum
Lineage: Eukaryota; Dinophyceae; Suessiales; Symbiodiniaceae
Source: the annotation of a GenBank genome assembly
AUGGCCUGGCAUCUCAACGCCAUCGUGCUGUGGCUGGAGCCGCCUGGUGGCCUGCACCGGACCGUGAGCUUCCUGAUUCAGGUGUGGGUCAUCACUGCCACCAUGCUUUUGGUGGCCACCCUCUUCAAUGCCUCGGAGCCAAAUAGCAUUGGCAUCGCCGGCAUGGCCGCCUGCAUCAUCUUCGCCGCCUCCUACUUCUCCGGGGGAUCCAUUCUGAACUUCAUUUGGAUGAUGGCGGUCUCCAGCACAGUGAGCCUGGGGCUGGUCUGGUGCUCCGUGCACUUCGCCGGGCAGAUCAAGGCCCUGGUGGACUAG